GUGUGUUUGGUGAGUCAGUGUCAGUGAAGGAGGAAGAUUCAGUCACUCUACACACUGAUGUUACUGAAAUAAAGGCAGAUGAAGAAAUUGAAUGGAGGUUUAACAGCACUCGCAUAGCUAGAGUGACUAAAAACAGUGCUGUCUAUGAUGAUGUUGUGGGAUUCAGAGACAGACUGCAGCUGGACAUUCAGACUGGAGAUCUCAAGAUCAUAAACUUCAGGAUCAGAGACUCUGGACUUUAUAAGUUUGAGGUCAACAGCCCCAGAGGGUCCCCAGAGAAGACAUUCAGUGUCAGUGGUGUGCGAGGUACUACAAUGAAGCCAGUGUCAGUGCUGGUGGGAGAUUCAAUCACUCUACACUCUGGUGUUUUUGAUUUACAAAGAGAUGAUGUGAUACGAUGGAGGUUUGAACAUCAAAACACUCCUGUAGCUGAAAUCAAUAGAACGGCUGGAAUCUUCAACACAUAUGAUGGUCCUGAUGGGAUAUUCAGAUACAGACUACAGCUGGAGUGCUGGACUGGAUCUCUGACCAUCAGGAACAUUGGAACCAAACACUCUGGAAGUUAUGAAGUUGGUAUCAGGAGUGGCAGCAGCAGAUACACCACACACAAGUCAUUCAGUGUGACUGUCAGCGAUGGAGUGAAGUCACUGUUAGUGGGGUAUGGAGAUUCUGUUUCUCUACAGACUGUUACAGAAAUACAGAACGAUGAUCUGAUACUGUGGAAGUUCAAAGACAUUAUCAUAGCUGAAAUCCAUAAGGCAGACCAACGAUUUUCCAUAUCUGAUGGUCCUGAUGGGACAUUCAGAGACAGACUGGAGCUAGAUCAUCAGACUGGAUCUCUGAACAUCACAAACACCAGAACCACAGACUCUGGACUUUAUGAACUGAAGAUCAGCAGCAGCAGACGCUCCAUAAACAGGAGAUUCACUGUUACUGUCACUGUUGUAACAGAUGCAGUGAAGACAGUGUCAGUGAUGGAGGGAGAUUCUGUUACUUUACACACUGUUACUGAAAUACAGAACGAUGAUCUGAUACAGUGGAUGUUUGGAAACACUGUCAUAGCUGAAAUUGACAAAGCUGCCCAACAAUUCCACACAUAUGAUGGUCCUGAUGGAAGAUUCAGAGACAGACUGAAGCUGAAUGAUCAGACUGGAUCUCUGACCAUCACAAACACCAGAACCACAGAGUCUGGAGAUUAUGAACUGAAGAUCAGCAGCAGCAGACGCUCCAUAAACAGGAGAUUCACUGUUACUGUCACUGGUUCAGAUCAUAAAUCAGGUUCAGAUCAUAAAUCAGAUUCAGGUCUGUCUCCAGGUGCUGCACCGUGGAUUGUUGUUGUUGUUGUUCUUCUGGUGGCUGCAGCUGUAGCUGCGGUUGUGAUUUACUAUCGCCACAAGAUCUCUAAACUAGGAAGCCAUGGGCAAGAGAAUGGACAAAACCAUCAGAACCAGGACACAAAAAAUGAUCCUCCUAAUGAGAGAGUGAAUUCCCCAAUGAUUCCUGAAGCAGAGAACAGCAGUAGCUUAUAGUCACUAUAACAGUAUACACAUGAAGAGUGGAUGAAGUUUUUUUUUUUUUUUUUGAAUAAAGGUGUGUUGAUAAUGGGUAGGGUGCAAUUUAGUUGCUCACUAUAC
This is a messenger RNA of Labeo rohita (rohu), 1634 nucleotides long. RefSeq lists its product as uncharacterized. NCBI's taxonomy places the organism in Eukaryota, Metazoa, Chordata, Actinopteri, Cypriniformes, Cyprinidae. The record is from RefSeq and is a predicted model, not a curated record. The annotation marks the transcript as partial. The transcript has 8 exons.